Dinoponera quadriceps is the source of this 1718-nucleotide messenger RNA. RefSeq names its product cytochrome P450 6j1-like. Gene Ontology annotation, molecular function: iron ion binding; monooxygenase activity; oxidoreductase activity, acting on paired donors, with incorporation or reduction of molecular oxygen. The transcript is spliced from 2 exons. The record is from RefSeq and is a predicted model, not a curated record. Lineage: Eukaryota; Metazoa; Arthropoda; Insecta; Hymenoptera; Formicidae. The coding region runs from base 49 to 1170 and encodes 373 amino acids.
ACUGUUCGAAGAAUAUAAGUGCUAUAUAAUUUGUCAUAAGACGCGGCCAUGGUGAUUUUAUUAUUCACCUUUGUCCUCGGAAGUAUCGUGGCGGCAUAUAUUUAUCUAACCAAAAAUUAUAACUACUGGCGUGACCGUAACAUUCCGUGCGCGAAGGGCACACUUCCAGGAUUUGGGCAUACAUUGCCGUUGCUUGUCAUGCGAACAACUCUGGGUGAUCUCGUUCAACGGAUCUGUGACCCUUAUCCAGAUCGCAGUAUGGUAGGUUUCUACCAUCAGACUACGCCUGCGUUGGUGAUUCGCGAGCCGGAACUGGUAAAGACUGUCCUGCAAACCAACUUCGCAAGUUUUUCAAGGAACACUUGGAAAAUCGACUCUCAACUGGACCGUCUGAACGUUGCGCACCCUUUUCUCUGCUACGGCGAUACAUGGUUGAUAAGCAGGAAACACAUGGGUCUCGCGUUUACUACCAGAAGCUUGAAAAUCUUUUUAAACCGCAUCCAGCAGGUGUGCAUCAAUCUCGAAAAUUAUUUGAACGACAAGCUAAAGGCGAAUAAUAACACGAUAGAACUCGAGCUUAAUAGUCUGGCCUGCAGAUAUACAACUUCAGUGGCGGCUUAUACCAGUCUCAGCGUAGAAAAUAAAAUCCGCGAGGAGGUGAGGACUGUUCUCGCAAAAUACGAUGGCCAAUUGUCCUACUACGCGCUGAAGGAAAUGACGUACAUAGAUCAAGUGAUCAACGAAUCGCAAAGACUCUAUCCUAUUCUGCCCUGCAUGGGCAAAAUAUGCACUGAGGAGUUCGAACUGAAGAGUUCGGAUGGGCUCAGCUGUCGCAUACAUCCCGGAACAGAGAUCUUCGUGAAUGUCUAUGAAAUACACAGAAACCCGAAAUACUGGCCCAAUCCGGAAGUUUUUGAUCCUGAUCGUUUUUCCUCGGAAAGAAGGACGGAAAUCCAGAAGUACACUUUUUUGCCGUUCGGUGAGGGUCCGAGAAUCUGCGUGGCAAUGAGAAUGGCUAUGUUGCAAACGAAAGCUUAUCUAGCCUUGAUCAUGAAGAAUUACACUUUGGAGUUAUCGUCUAAGACACCCAAGGAGCCGCUAAAGUUUAUGCCAGGCAGUUUUCUUCUAAAAUCUGUUAGUGAUUUAUGGGUUCAUCUUAAGCCUCUUUAAUUCUUUGUGUUAGAGAAUAUUGUAGAAAAUAAUGAAUACAUAAUAUUAAGCUAUUGUGAAAUAUCGCAGAUAAGUUUGGAUAAAUGGACAUUUUUCUAAAUGACAAAAAUUACGAAAUUAUGUAAAAUUAUGAAAAUUAUUUUAAUAGUUGAUAUGGCCAGUGUUAUAACGCAACCUGAACUUUGAAUUACUUUCACCUAUUGCAGAAAAACGUGACAUAUUUAAGUAUAUAUAACCAAAUUUAUAUGCAAAUAAACAUAUAUUUACAAUUACUAACCGUAACCUUGAAAUAAUACAUAUUAGAGUUAGUUGCGCAAGUUAAACACAUAUUAUACACAUAAUAUACAUAUUAAACACAUAUUGUACUUACGCAUAUGAACGUGACAGAAUGUAUGUGAGUAUUUGAUUGUAUUUAAACUCUUAUUUUUUAUUUUUAUCACUGCAGCUUUACACGCUUAUCAUUAAUGUAUCAAUAGAACGGAAAUGAAGUUAAAUUGAAAAACAGAGAUAAAAUAUGCUGAAAUAUAAAUAUUAUUUAUGUCAGUAAA